This is a messenger RNA of Oenanthe melanoleuca, 2992 nucleotides long. Its product is annotated as nascent polypeptide-associated complex subunit alpha, muscle-specific form-like. The transcript is spliced from 2 exons. Bases 1 to 2238 code for a protein of 745 amino acids. NCBI's taxonomy places the organism in Eukaryota, Metazoa, Chordata, Aves, Passeriformes, Muscicapidae. The record is from RefSeq and is a predicted model, not a curated record.
AUGACGAGGGGUGGCCGUGCCCACCAGGCCUUUGUGACCCGCGCUGGCAUCAUGCCUGGAGGCCAUUGUGACACAGGCCCGUGCGGUGACCCGGAGGGCUCUUGUGGGGCCAAACCCCUGGCAUUGCCACUCCCAGGAGAGCAGCUCUCUGAGGAGGCAGCAGCUCUCUCUCUCACGAGGCAGCAGCUCCUCAAGAGGAAGCAGCUUUCUUGGGUGCCUUUGGCCAGUGUUCGUCAGAGCACCGCCAAAAUGUCAAAGAGACAGGAGGCGAACGCCCACUGCCAGUCCCGUGAGGGGCAGCCGCUGCUGUCCAAGCGGCAACAGGUGCCCCAGAGGCUGCCGCAGGCAGCAGCGGAUGUCACGUUGGUGACCAUCAUGCCCCUCCACGGGGACAGACUGGCUCCCAGACAGGGCACCUCACGGACACCAACAGGACAGAGAACAAAGGAGGCCAGCCUGGAGAGGGGGCAUUCUCUGCCCCACAGUGGCACCGUCACACGGACACAAAUAUUGUCCGUGUCAGACUUGCCGCCUCUCCACGGCCCUCCACUGACAGUGACACCUCCAUGCUGGUUCAGGCCUGAAAUGCCAAAAUCAGCCUCGACAAGGGUCAAGCUGCCCCCUCUGCCAGCAGCCCCAGCAGCCUCGGCGUCUUCUCCCAAACGCAGAGCACAGUCUGCAGACCCUGUCAGCAGCCGCAGCCGAGAGCUUGUGACACCUUCUCCAUGGGGCUCUCUGGCUGCUGACAGGGCCCAGGUAACACCUUCCCCGCCCAGCUCAGCUGAACGGCUCUGGCAAGGGUCAGUGGCAGGGCAGGGCCAUCGCCUGCCCCCCCUGCGAGGUGCAGGUGUUGUGCCGCUGCACACAGGGACCCAGCCUGCCUGGGAGCACCUGGGGCACAGCGAGACGGAGGAGCUCUCUGAGGUGCAGGGAGAGCACGGUGGCAAAACGUCCAGAGACCUGCUUAGAGGCCGUGCCCCGUGCCUGUGGGAAGAUACAUCCAUCAAGUCCACUGGCACCCAGGAGCACUCAUGUGUCUGCCAGGAGGCGGAUUCUAAGGCCCAAGUGCUCCCCAGCACUCCCGGCUUGACCGAAGGCUCCACAGGAGAGACGGGAAACUCCUCUGAGCUCAUGUCUCCUGGCCUGAUUGCAGAGCUGUGCUCUCCCUCUGACAACUCGUGGGUCGGGAACACUUUGCUAAAGGACCCGGAGAAGUGCGAGGAAGAAGAGUUUGCAGACACAGAGGCUGCAGGAGACGAAGACAGAGACUCCCAGAGUGUGUCACUGGCCCCACUGAAAGUGGAAAAGGCAGAGGCAGAAGCUUCUGCCCUGGCCGGAGAUCCCUGGGAGGAGGGGCCCAGUGAGCUUUUCCCCAUCACAGAGCCCGAGGAAACCUCAGGCUUCUCAGGUUCCUCUUCAUCUGGAGACCCCUCUGAGAGGAAGGGAACUCAUCGGCCAGCAGAGCAAAGCGCCCAGGGCAAACUGCCGUGCACGGAGACUGAGGAGGCUUCAAAGCACCUUCUGCAUAUCACAGCAGAGGAGCUGGAGGAGUUGGAGGAAGACAUCCUCUCCUCAGUGGAUCAAGAAAGCCCCUUGGUGCCGCACAGCAUUUGCAGCUGGGGCAAAGACUGUGCAGGAGAGACUGAACACCACUCACAGCUCGUGCCUCCUGACCUGUUUGAAGAGCUGUGGUCUCUCUUUAACAACAAGGACGUGCCAUGCUGGGACACUCGUGUAGACCAGUUGCUGGAAAAGUGGGAGGAAGAAGAGCUCCCUGACAGAGACACAGCAGGAGAGGGGGACAGUGAGCCAGAGAGUGAACUGUGUCUCCCCCUGCACGAUGAAGAAGCGGAGCCAGCAGGUUCUCCUCUGGUCACUGAUCCCUGUGAUGAGGGGCACAGCGAGGCUCUCCUCAGGGCACCACCCGAAGAGGCAAAGGCGUCGGCUUGUGUCUCGACUGCAAAUCCCAUGGAGGAAGCCGAUGCAGCAUGCAUGGAAGCUAUCUGUUCUCAGGCCAGCCUUGCCCAGGAAAAUCCCUGUGGGGCUGAGGCAAUGCCAAGAGCUUGCCCUGUGCCUGCCCAGCCCCCGACAUGCAGUGUUCCUUCGUCCCCCACUGACAGGCCCACUGUCCCACAGCCCCCGGCCCCACGGCGAUGGCGCUCCAUCGUCAGGGGGGCCCGGCGGGCACUGAGGCGGCUUUUCUCCUUCAGCUGCCUCAGGGGACAACCAGAGGAGUGAGCCCGGCUGCUGGCACCAGGCAGAUCUCAAGAGAUGGCUGCUCACCCUCAUGCUAUCAAGCUCCCAGAGUUAAAGAAACAGGAGGCUUGUAGCGGGUGCACUGACGCAUGGUUGGAUGGAUCAACCGACAGCGUCCGCGUUAGGAGGUGAGAAAUCCUCUGUGGACCUCUGCAUUGCAGGCAAAGGAAGGCACACGCAUCCUCCUUUCGUAUGUCAUUUAAGAAAAGGCAUCCCUGGAUCCCCACAACAUGGACUGGAGAAAAGGUAAGGGCUAACCCAGGAAGAAUCUGAGGCCCCCAUCUCUGCCUCCACAAGAACCACUAGGCCUCUUCACCGUCAAGAAGCACAUUGUGACCAAGGACCGACAAGUCGCUGCUGGAGCUUGCAUGGUGUCUCUCCUCUGCUUGAUUUCUCCACUUCCUUUGUGCACUUCUGUGGAUGAUACAACUGUCCCUGAAAAGGGCCCCUGGGAUCUUGUGCACUGAGACAAUGAAACCUUUCAUGAGUGAUGCCCGCCCCCCAACCCCUACAAAAACCCCUGUUAUAUUUUAGGAUUUCUAUUGGUCUUUUACUUUACUAGAUGAUUGGUCUUUUCUCACUGAGAAUCUUAAAGUAAUUGGAUAGUUUUUAUCUUACAAUUUUACUGGUUAGAAAUUCAAUCCCCCUGAAAUCUAGAAAGACCCCUUACUAUGCUACGUAAUUGGAUUUUGCUGGUAGAACCCUUCAAAAAAAUAAAGCUACCUUCAGAACUUCU